This is a messenger RNA of Hypoxylon fragiforme, 4313 nucleotides long. RefSeq lists its product as uncharacterized. The transcript is spliced from 2 exons. The record is from RefSeq and is a predicted model, not a curated record. Bases 705 to 3641 code for a protein of 978 amino acids. NCBI's taxonomy places the organism in Eukaryota, Fungi, Ascomycota, Sordariomycetes, Xylariales, Hypoxylaceae.
AUAUGUAUAUAGGUGCCUAGCAUACAUGGUUCUAAAAGACCUGCCUACAUCCAUGGAUAUCAACUAACGACCCAGCUUGGUUAGUACCACAGCAUUCAUGACAGAGCCAUUGCUUAACAGCGGUAACGUCCGAAGCCGCUUACCCUGAGGCGUUUUCGGGGGGUCAUCCUUUUUCUAGGACGCACUGCCUUGUAGCUUGGUGCGGUCACUUGACGUAUUUAGUUGGCUCCGAACCAACAUUCCUCCUAGACGACCUGGCUUUCGAAGGGGCUGAGAAUUGCUUCGACAGGUACUUUCUUAGUUUUCGUGUUAUCUUUUUCGACAAGGCCACCGUUAGAAGUCGUGCUUCGGUGUUUUAGAACAGUCUUAACCACUUUCGAGUUUAUUUUUUGGUUUGUUUACCUACCUAGGCACCUUACCUAGACAUCUAAUAUCUAUCACAUCUUGUUCCAAGGUUCUUUGUUCGUUUUGUAGUUCCUUUUUUUAAUAUACAACCAACAAGAUUAAAUCCCGACUCGGACCUUGCUACUGCUAGUAUUCAUACAACUAGGCUGAAUACUAGAUAGAUAACGAGCUGGGCAUUUAAAUCACAGUUCUACAGCCCUACACGUCUACACUUCCACACCUCUCUGAAUCAUCAAUACCUCUAGUUACUAUGCUUCAGAAGUGCUCCCCCAAUCAAGUUGGUUGAAUUAUCUGCCAUUAUGGUUGACGACGACCUCGAUGCGCUUCUCCAGAGAGGCUAUUGGUCAAGUUCUAGGGCUAGAAGUCCAGAUCCAAGAUCCCUCCCUCCGAGCCCGGGCCCCCCGGAAGCCCCGCCGCAUCGAUCAUUUGUAUAUUCAGCUCCUCUGAGAACACCGCCUCGCAAUCGCAAUCGUGUCUUUCCUCCGGCCCCUUACGUCGAGGAUGAAGAGGAGGCCCUAGCGAAAGAGCACGGACAUACUGCACCGACAACGCCUAAAGAAGAACCGAUACAUCGAGGAGAUCCUGAGCAGUUACCCAUUCUUCUGCCUAUACACGAAUACAAUCCGGAGCGGCGCUUCGUUCUAGUCUCUAGCCCAGCCGAUUCCGUGAAUGAUCGCCCCGAACCCGUAAAGAAGCUACCCCUCCCACCGAAAUCCAGGGCUCCCACGCCUGAAUCUGAUUCUGAACCCAAACCCGACCCCGAAUAUGAGAAUGGGCCUAUUUCUUAUGAGGCAAACACAGGCCGCAAGUAUGAUGGACGUUCGCGUCGUGAGGAGCAGCGUGAGGAGCGCCAUGAAGAGAAGUCUAAAGUGAAACGGAACUCACGCUCUAAUCUUGAGGCGCAUCGUGACAAACUUGAUCAUCUACCAGCCAUAGUCACAGAUAUGUCCUCACAACCGCGCUCACCUGAUGCGAGAAGACCAAAAUCUACGGCGAGAUCCGAUAAGGUUGACGAUGACUACUUUUCACCUCGUCAGAGCUCCCGAUUUCAGGCUGGGGGUACAUUAUCUCCCGAUGUAAUAGAACACUCUAGCAGAGGAAGAGACCGAGCAUACUAUCAUGGUGGAGCUGAUCCUUACAAUACCCAGGAUCGCAAUCGAUCAGCUCAUCCCUAUGUGCAGUAUGAGAAGAGUCCUCCGGAUGAUAAAAGAUAUAAAGAUAAGGCCUUUAAGCUAGCCAAGUCCGCAAGUCCUAAUCAUCACAAACGGCGGUCGACUGCAGAUUUAUCUCAACAACAGACCAAACCACUCUCAAGAUUGGGUGAUGAUAAGCCACGUCCGUUUGCCGAGCUCUCACCUUCCAAGACGAACAGAGAGCGAGAGCGAGAUCGAAAUGGUUAUGCGCGAUAUGAGCAGAAUAUUACAUCUAAUUCUGCAUCCCAGAUAUCGCUGAAUUCGAAUUCUAUGGAGAAACGGGGAUCUCCGCCCCGUGGUGAAUACUUCUACUCUAGUGACGAGGAGGUACCACAUCAAGAUGACCGUCGCCGUCGACGAGACUCGGUCAUAUCUAUCAAACGCAAACCUCGCCUCAAGGCACCUAUCGAAUUGAAGCCAAGUGACAGCCGACGAUCUGUCGAGCCUUCACCACUCCCUUCUCCCAGAACAUCUUUGGUUUACGAGAGGGAAGUACCACCUCGCCCGUCUAGUCCACGCAGUCCCCCGUUGCCUAAAGAUAUCAGAUUUUCGCGAAGCAACCGGCGUAAUCAGCAACCAUUGACUCGCCCCCCUACCACAGUUCAUUCACAGUUCAACUCAUCUGCUCCGGGCCUAGUCCCAGCUGCGGUUGCUGCGACCACUACCGGGAUACUGAAAUCCGGUUCUACCGACGAUCUUCACCGAGUGGUUAUUCCCCCUCCACCUCCGCCAAGAUCCAGUGCCAUCCAGGCAUCUCCACGUUCAUCGGCAUCAUCAUUGUCGUUGUUAUUGUCAUCCAGUCCUCAGAGACACGCUGCUCGACAAUCGCAAGAAUCGAGUUCACUGAGAGAGGUUACCAACCCAACCCAAGUCAUACGACGCUACUUCGACGAAGUCCAGGCCGGCAAAUACUCCGACCGGCUGCGCUGCCCACGCCGCAAAGCAGCGAUAGGCUACGUUGACUGGCUGACGCUCCCGCACUGCGACAACUUCCACAUCUGCCCGUCGUGCUACGACACGACCUUCUCGCGCACCGAGUUCGCGCACCACUUCGUGCCGGCGCCGUUCCGCGGCACCGACCGCGCCAUCGCCUGCGACUUCGGCAGCUCGGAGUUCUACCACAUCGCGUGCUUCCUGACGGUCAAGUACCGCAAGUCGGACCUGAGCCUGUUCCGCAACAUCGCAACGAUCGCGGCGCAGAGCCAGCCGUGCACGGGCGCGCGCGAGGCCAGCCGCAUCUGGUACUCGGUCAAGGACGGGCGGUCGCAGCAACAACCGGCCGACCAGUACUUCCACGUCUGCUACACGUGCGCCAAGACCGUCGAGGUCCUGCUCCCGAACCUGACUGGCCUGUUCAGCCCGAUGGACUCCCCCGCCGAGCCGAUGCGCGGCGUCUGCGCCAUGCACCAGCAGAACGAGCGCCGCUUCCUCUUCUACUUCGACCUGCUCGAGGCCGCCGCCGACAAGGCGCUCGUCACGCGCGGCACCCCCGACGUGCUGGCGUUGGCGGAUAAGUUGCGGGAGAUGGCGCUUGCGACGAGCAGCACGAGCAACUCGAACACGGCUACCCCUACCACCAGCACAACGGCGCUGGCGAAGGCCCCACCACCACCACCACCAGCAACAGCAACAGCACCAGCAGAGGUGAUCCCGAAGUGCGCGCACGACCGCGCGGUGCCGGACGGGCGAUGGUAUACGAUGCGGUCGAUCCCGGACUUCACGGUGUGCGAGGCGUGCUUCGAGGCGGUGGUCUGGCCGGCGAUCCAGGCGGACCCCAGCUCCAUCGCCGCCAACUUCCACCAGCACUACACGCGGCUCCCCCUGGCCGCGUGCCAGCUCUACUCCCAGCGCAUGCGCGGCAUCUUCGACGCCGCGGUGCGCGACAGCGACAUGCGGCUCCUCGGCAGCGCGAUCCGGGAACGCAGGGCGAGGGAGCUGGAGUACCACGACAGGAUUGCGGGGCUCGAUCAGGCGAGGUACCCGCCGGCGUGGAUCGAGGAUGAGGUUGAGCGGGCGGUGAGGGAGUGGCAGAAGUGGGAGUAAAGGGGGGGGGGGUGGAUAAGGUGAGAGAGUAUAGGGUAAUACGAGAACGGCAAGUGAGAAACUAGAACGAACAACAACGAGAACUAGAACGGCAUCGAAGAUCGAGAAUCGACGGUUAGUCUGCCUAUUAUGUAUAGGUACAGGUAUAUCUACCUAGAUGCCUAGGUAGACAAGGCUUACAUAUGGAAAAGGGGGGUUCCGGGGUUCCGGGGUUACGGUGGUGAGGAUAGGAAGGUCGGUUUAGAGGAGGGUAUGAAACUACGCAUCAUGCUCAUGGAUGAACGAACGAAAGCCAACGACGGAACGAUGGAAUGAAAUCAGGGGGGGAGGCAAAAAAGCAUCGUGACGAGAAAUGAGUUAUGGAAUGGAUAUUAAGCCUUCCAGGUUCGAACUUGACCUAGGUGGUAGGUUGGUAAGAUAUCUGCAUAGGUAGCCUACUAGGGUAUGGAUGUACUCAGUUUAAGGCUCGGUAUGAUCGAAUUCAAUUGACCAAGACAAUAUUGAAAGUAAGAAGUCAUUUCUUGUUUACCCCUGAUUUGUGACUGUUCAUUUUGUGCUUGAUGGUUUGUACUUUAUUUUCUGCCUUAAGGCCAUAUGUACCUAGGUAGGUAGGUAGGUACUUUCCAACCCCCUUUCCCCUUCCUAUGCCACUCGGGGUCUCAUGUCAUCGUA